Symphalangus syndactylus (siamang) is the source of this 3800-nucleotide messenger RNA. RefSeq names its product transmembrane anterior posterior transformation 1 (gene TAPT1). NCBI's taxonomy places the organism in Eukaryota, Metazoa, Chordata, Mammalia, Primates, Hylobatidae. Gene Ontology annotation, cellular component: endoplasmic reticulum membrane; ciliary basal body. The record is from RefSeq and is a predicted model, not a curated record. Gene Ontology annotation, biological process: positive regulation of cilium assembly.
GGGGCCGGCCGGAGGCGGAGGCCGGGCCAGAGGCUGGAGGGAGGCGGCGGGGACAGUUUGUUGUGCUCGGAACAUGGCUGGCGUCGGCGACGCGGACGCCUCGGGAGAAGGCGGCGGUGGCGGGGUGGACGGCCCGCAGCGGGACGGCCGCAGCGAGGCGGAGCAGCCGGGCGGCAGCGGCGGACAGGGGCCCCCGCCGGCGCCUCAGCUCACAGAGACGCUGGGCUUCUACGAGAGCGACCGGCGGCGGGAGAGGCGCCGGGGCCGCACAGAGCUUUCAUUGUUGAGGUUCCUCAGUGCUGAACUAACAAGAGGGUACUUCCUUGAACAUAAUGAGGCCAAGUAUACAGAAAGAAGAGAAAGAGUAUACACUUGUUUGCGAAUACCAAGAGAAUUGGAAAAGCUGAUGGUUUUUGGAAUCUUUCUGUGCCUGGAUGCGUUUUUGUAUGUGUUCACCCUGCUUCCUUUAAGAGUUUUCCUGGCACUAUUCAGGCUCCUCACUUUGCCUUGCUAUGGCUUAAGGGACAGACGUUUGCUUCAGCCUGCCCAGGUGUGUGACAUUUUGAAGGGUGUCAUUUUGGUAAUCUGCUAUUUUAUGAUGCAUUAUGUUGACUACUCCAUGAUGUACCACCUGAUAAGGGGGCAGUCCGUCAUCAAGCUCUACAUCAUCUACAACAUGCUGGAGGUAGCUGAUCGUCUGUUUUCAUCUUUUGGACAAGAUAUAUUAGAUGCUCUCUAUUGGACAGCAACAGAGCCUAAAGAAAGAAAAAGAGCCCACAUUGGGGUGAUUCCUCACUUUUUCAUGGCUGUUCUCUAUGUCUUUUUGCAUGCAAUUCUUAUAAUGGUUCAAGCAACAACUCUCAAUGUGGCUUUUAACUCACACAACAAGUCUUUGCUUACUAUCAUGAUGUCUAAUAAUUUUGUUGAAAUUAAAGGAAGUGUUUUCAAGAAGUUUGAAAAGAACAACCUCUUUCAAAUGUCAAAUAGCGAUAUUAAGGAACGAUUCACAAAUUAUGUGCUUUUACUGAUAGUGUGUCUAAGAAACAUGGAACAGUUUUCUUGGAAUCCAGAUCAUCUCUGGGUGUUGUUUCCAGAUGUCUGUAUGGUAAUUGCAUCAGAAAUUGCCGUGGAUAUUGUAAAACAUGCCUUUAUCACUAAAUUCAAUGACAUUACUGCAGAUGUCUACAGUGAAUAUAGAGCCAGUCUUGCUUUUGACCUUGUUAGCAGCCGACAGAAAAAUGCAUACACUGAUUACAGUGACUCUGUAGCACGGAGGAUGGGCUUUAUUCCUCUCCCACUAGCUGUUUUACUCAUCAGAGUUGUAACAAGCUCAAUUAAAGUGCAAGGAAUCCUGUCUUAUGCCUGUGUCAUACUCUUCUAUUUUGGGUUGAUAUCCCUGAAAGUACUUAAUAGCAUCGUGCUGUUGGGGAAAUCCUGCCAGUAUGUGAAGGAAGCCAAAAUGGAAGAGAAGCUGUCGAAUCCUCCCCCAACCUGCACUCCAGGCAAGCCGUCCAGUAAAUCACAGAACAAAUGUAAACCCUCUCAAGGCCUUUCCACAGAAGAAAACCUAUCUGCCUCCGUCACCAACCAGCCUAUUCAUCAAAAGGAAAAUAUCAUACCAUUACUUGUGACAAGCAAUUCUGAUCAGUUUUUGACAACUCCAGAUGGUGACGAGAAGGACAUAACGCAGGACAAUUCUGAACUAAAACACAGAUCCUCAAAGAAAGAUUUGUUAGAGAUAGACAGGUUCACAAUUUGCGGAAACCGAAUUGACUGAAUCUGUGGCUUCAUGUGCUGAAGAAGCUGGGUCCUGGGGCAACAAGUGCUGUGUUGCCAGGACAGAUAGAUGCUAAACAUGGCACUUAAAUAUUUAUUUAAAAACUUAAAUUAUUAUUGGCAAGCAAAUCUUAGUAUCUUUCUUCCAGUAAUAUGGCCUGGCUGAGGGUCAGAUCACAGGACAGGAGCGACCUCCGGCCUUGACUCUCUGGGAAGCUUGAUGGAUUAUAAAACUUCCUCCUGCCUGGCCAAGCAGCAGCGUCACUUCCAGGACCCAACAAAGGCAACAUCAAAAUCUGUUUUGCUUUGUCAAUCUGGGCUUCCAGAAUGUUGAAUUUGCCUCAAGUCCUCUUCAGUAUAAGGAAAUACCUGGAAAACUGUGAAACUUUUCCCACGACGUUACCUUUCCAGUCUCAUACUAUUUUCACAAACAGUUUUCAACCGUUACUUCAUCUGCCAAAGCAUUAAAAAAAAUUAAACAUAAGUCAAGAUAAAUGUUCUUACCACCAGAAUAACCCUUAAAGAUGUAUCUUAAUUAAUCAGAAUAAAAGGCUACCUUAAAUAAUACAUGAUGAAUAGUAGCAUUUUGUAGGGUUAAAAAAAAAAAAGCUAAACUAGUUUAUUUAUUAAAAAAAUAAUUAAUGAAGACUAUGCAUUACUGGGAAAAAUCCUUCAUAAUUUUUCAGUUUACUCCUUAAAGCAAAAUGUAAGCUGUAUGUCAUUUAAUUGGUGGAUAAAACAUAAAUUUCCUUACAAAAAGGCACUUUUUACACCAAGGAAGCAGAGCAGUGUUAACUUUAAGGUAUACUUAACUGAUUUUGCUUUAAAACUAAUUACUUCAUAAAUUAUUACAGCUAAAAGGAUUUGAUGUUGAACAGUCUGAAAAAUUGUCAAUGUACAAAAUUCAAAACUGUCAACUUUAACUGUAAAGUAAAUGCUCCAAGUGUGUUAGGCAGCAUCAUCUUGCUUGGGCUUACCAAAUGCAUUAGUCCUUCUGUUUGGUUCGACAGCGGGUGUGCCUGUGCUGGGGCGGGGUGUGUUCUGUGGGAGGGUGUCUGUGGGGAUGUGACUGUCAGGGUGGGCCUAUGCUGGGGCUGGGGCAGGCCUGGGUCUGGAGAGGAUUUUGUGUGAAAGUAAAUGGGGUGUUUGAGGCGUAUGGGUGGCUGUUGGUGUGGGGAGGCAUCUGUGUAUGGCUGUUGGGAACAGCAACCAAAAGGUGCUUUUUGGUUUUAUUUGAGAUCAGGAUUCUGUUUCCGCUUAAUUACUAGUUUGUGGCCUAUAUCAUAGAAGUUAUUUCCCACCCCAUUUUAUCUUGACAACUGUGUUUGCAUUUCUGUAAAACUUCUACAACUUCUGGUUUCAGAACUGUCCAGAAGAUGGUACUGUUAACUGUUAUUUCCUUUGAUGUUUUGAUUUUGAAGUUUAGCUCUCAUGCAAAUGUUUCAGGCAUACAUAUAUAUGCAGAAAGCAAUUUUUAGGUGAUUUGUGUGUUUCUUGGAUGAAAUAUAAAGCAAGCUUUAAUAUUCUGACUUGUUCAUUUGAAAUACAAAAAAGUAAGUGAGUUUUAAUGUUUUGCAUUAACUAAAGAAAUCUGAAGAUUAAUGUUGAGGAAAUUGUAUGGACAUGCCUUUGUGAAACCAGGAAGUAUUUUAAGUUAAAAAUGAAAAAGCUUUUAAUUGCUUUGUGUGUGUUUUAAUGGAGCCCCAUUUUAGAAUUAUUGUUUUUUCCGUCUCCCUUUACCAACAAAAGGAACAAUGCCACGGUGAAUGGAAUAGUUUGGGGAAAGCUUUGCCAAACACAACCCUGAUUUCAGAGCAGGAACAUAGUUUGGAUAGAUCUUCAGUUCUGCUUGAAUUAUUCUGUUACUGUGCCGUCAUUUUCAGAAGAUUUCCAUUCCUUUGCAGAUGCUGUUGGGAGUUCGGGAUUAUGUUCAUUUCUUCUGUUAUAAUGGCAUUCAAUACUAAUUUUAUAAAUGCAUCUUGUGUGAAACUCAAUAAAUUCAGUUUUGUAAUCUUUUUUAAAAA